GUGGAUGGCUUCUCAAAAUGACCUGACUACACACACCAAAAUAAGGAGUCCCCAAAACAAUCGCAUCUCAAUCCAUCAGCUUUGGCUUCUCAACAAAAGCAGAACGCCGAUCAACUCAUUGCCGUCGCUGGCCAUAACUACUGCUUCGCGUAGACGGAAGAGGAAGACUGGCCGGACUGACGAGAAGUAGGUUCAACUACCGGAGUGUUGCGAUGCCGAAGGAGGGAGCUUGUUCUCGUUCUUCCUUAUCCGCGGAUUUGUGGCAAAUCAUCCGUCAAAUUCGCUCCUCAACCGAAUUUCUAGGGUUCAUCGCAUUUCAAUCUGUUAAUAUAGCUAGCCAAAGUGGUAUUACCUUCACUUUUCAAUGAUUGUUUAAUUUUCAGCUAGAGUAAUCUUGUCAUUUGUUAAUACGGACUAGUAAAUUGAUCUAAUUGCCACUAUAGUAUCUAUGGCUCUUUCAUUUGUUGUGAGAUGGAUUGUCUUUUUACGGAUUUCUAUCCUGAUGUGUUUGUAUUCUUAAUAAUUUUAUAUAUAAAGUAUUUGACAUGUUUUGUCUUCCUUAUUUGAUAUAUAUGCAAUGGAGUAGUCAUAUCUAUCUAGUCUCCCAAAAUUCAUGGUUUAUUGAUUUAAUUAACAAAACAAAAUUAUACUCCGUAUUUAUUUUUCAUUAGUACCUUUAUAUUGGUUUAUACAUUAUAUAUCUCGUUGACUAAGCUUGAAGCAUCAAUAUUAUUUUCUUUAUGUAGGUCACCCUUCUCUCGAUUCAAUAGGAUAUCUAAUUAGGAUAGAUUGUUUUAAUAGAAUGACCACUUUUUGAAAUACUCAAAGAAGUAUUUAGCAGGAACAACCCAUAGAUACCUCUAUAUAGUAUAUAGAAACAAUUGAUUUCUUUAUUGUUUUUACUUAUUUAUGUUAAGUGGCAUGUUACUAGAGAAAGUCUCAGUGAUAUGAAUUUAACAUAGUUUCCCCCAAUUUUGGUCUGAACUUUUUUACUUGAAUUGGCUUUUGAGGUUAUUUUGUUGCUUUGAUUUGUCGGAAUCUAAUGUUUGUUGAUAAGAAUCUCUGUAUUUUUUGUGAUUUUCUAGUUAAGUUCUACAGUUAUAUGUUUUGUUGCUUUGAUAUGUCGGAGUCUAAUGUUUUUUGAUAAGAAUCUCUGUCCAGUUUUCCUCCACUUUCUUUUUAAAUCUUUUGGCAUCUUGACAUCUUCUUAAAUGCAUAACACCUCGUACUGUAAUAUUCAUUGAAACCAUGAUGAUGUGUGUGAAUGGGCAAUGUUUCAGGGACAACUACAACCGGGAGAGUAUUAAGCAUGUAAAAGCCUUCCACUGUGACUCCAAAAAAUGCUAUUCUUCAUGCUCUUGAUCUUGAGAGGCAGUUGGUGCAAAAGAAACUUAAAAGGCCAGGCAAACUAGUGAUCCCACAAGUGGUUUUGCUACUAUUGAGAAGGAUUUCCUAGAAGUUUAACGCCGAUGCUUGGUAAUAGAAAGGUAAUUUCUGAAUUAGGCCGGUUUCGCUUCUCUAAUAACAAAUUCUUUGUGAUUCAUAUAAACAGUUUACCGGCCUAUGGCCAAUAUUCAGUUUGGAUUAACCAAUGUUCAUGUGUGUGUUAUAGUUUUUAUUAUCUUAUAAUACAGGUUGAACACUUCUUGGGCAUAGAGAGGAAAUAUGAGCUGGGUGGGGGCUCUCUGCCUUGCAAAAGAAACCUAGAAAUUGAUUGGCUUGUGCUUGCAAUGUACUUUCUGUUAAAGCUAGAUUGGUUACAAGAAACUGGUGCUAAAUUCUAUAUUAUUAACUUGAAAGUCGUCCUGAAUCUUGUCUCUAAACUCUAUAUGGGAUGUAUAGUACGUAGUAUGACUUUUCUAGUAAGUCUGUGAUUUUUCAUUUCUCCAAAUUCUAGUAAACAGAGGGUUUGUGGACAUACUCUGAUGUUCAGCCUCAUCUUGAGGAUCCUUUGUGACAAGUUUUCUUCAUUUACACUUUCUAUGAUGAAUCACUUUAAAUAUUUACGGAGUAUGUUUUUUUUUAAUUUGCUUCAAAUAUCUAUUUUGGCUCUUUUUUUAUUUUUAACAAGAGAGUGUUAAGUUCUAUCCUACCCACAUUUUGCAGAUCAUUGGCGGUGAACCGGCCCCUACAAAAGAUAGAUCAUCAACCGAAAGUCAUCAACCAAAAGGAGCUACUUAGAGAUUUAGUAGAUUUAUUACAUUGUUGUCUUGUGACUUUUUACUCUAAUUUCCAUGUAUUGUAAACUUUGUUUUUAUGGAAUAUUUUAAAUAUAUUUAGUGACUUUCGAUAUGAAGUGAUUAUCCGGUCAACACAUUCUUCUUACUAA
Messenger RNA from Cuscuta epithymum, 2329 nucleotides. The record is from the annotation of a GenBank genome assembly. Lineage: Eukaryota; Viridiplantae; Streptophyta; Magnoliopsida; Solanales; Convolvulaceae.